Messenger RNA from Cheilinus undulatus (humphead wrasse), 981 nucleotides. RefSeq lists its product as uncharacterized. NCBI's taxonomy places the organism in Eukaryota, Metazoa, Chordata, Actinopteri, Labriformes, Labridae. The coding region runs from base 1 to 981 and encodes 326 amino acids. Gene Ontology annotation, cellular component: membrane. Gene Ontology annotation, biological process: G protein-coupled receptor signaling pathway; sensory perception of taste. Gene Ontology annotation, molecular function: G protein-coupled receptor activity. The record is from RefSeq and is a predicted model, not a curated record. The transcript has a single exon.
AUGUAUGGUGGAGUUAAAGUGACCCUCUGGGCAAUGACAGGCCUGCUGGCUGUCACCACUGUCUUCUUUAACGUCUACAUCCUGCUCAUGAGUCUGUGGAACUACAAGCAGAACAAGAAGUGGAGUCCUAGUGAGACAAUCAUCCUGGCUCUGUCCAUUGCAAACAUGGCUCAUCAGCUGAUCUGCUACUUCUGGAUGACCAUGGCUGAGGUGGACAACAUGUGUCGCAUCAUCCAGUUGCCUUACACCAUCAUGCUGCUGGUGGUCUACAGCCUCAAGUUCACCAUCAUGUGGGACACCAGCUUCCUCACCUUUUACUACAGCACCAAGCUGGUGAACACUCCCAACCACUGCUACUCACACAUCCAGGACGUCAUCAUCAAACAUAUCACCCUGGCCGUGUUUCUCAUCCCUCUGAGCGGAUUGGGAACAUGCAUGCCCAUGAUGGUGGUGUUUCACCCCGACAACAACCACACCGCAGCCAAUCAGGACUGCGGGGUGAUAAUGCCCGACACCUUUGCAGGUAAAGUCUAUGAAGCCCUUUAUCUGAUCCUCUCCGACGUCCUGCCAGGGUUACUCAUGAUGAAAUGCUGCAUCUCCAUCUCCGUGCACUUGGCCAUCCACCUGCGCCACAUGAAGGCCAGCACCAACGGAGCUCAUGCCCCAAAGCUGGGCUCUCAGAUGAGGGUGAUCCGCAUGGCUCUGUCCUUAGUCGCCGUGUUUAUUCUCUUCCUCGUCAUCGACCUCUACGUCAACUACGAGAUUGCUGUAAAUCACGAGAACAUCAUCAUGCUCACGUUCUUCUUCACAUCUAUAUACACCACUGUCGCCGCCAUGGUGCUGAUCUAUGGGAAGAAGCCUUUAUGGAAAGCUCUCAUACGUGAAUUCAACGUCUGCAUGGAUGAAUAUCCGUGUUUGGCGUGUUUGAAGGUGCCGGAACAGAAGACCAAAGCAAUCACUCCUCCAAAAGUUAAAAACUGA